AUGACUGAAGAGAUACCAAGCUACAAUCAAGAGGAGACGAAAUCAACCGAUGCCGCAUCCAUAAUAUCGACCGCUUCAUCGGAAUUUGAUCCGGUCCAAGAAAUCGCAUUUCAGCUUGGCGUAGAUUUCAUCGAAUACUCGGAUUUCGAAGAUAUUCGUCCCAUCGAGACGGAGGCCAAGGCCGUCGUGAAGCGAGCAAUAUGGAAGGAAUACUCACGAGAGGUCGCCCUCAAACAAAUCCUUGGUGAUGAUGCCGAAGAGAUCCAUAAGAAGUUGGAGACCGAGACGAGACUCGCCGUCGACAUAUUGGCCAAAAAGCGACGCGAACAACCGGCACCCAACACUCCGGAGGAUUACGUGAAGUUGUACGAAGAUUGUUGGCAGCAUGAUUCUGCGUCAAGGCCAACGAUCGAUGAAGUCUGUGAUAAUAUGGAUGAAUUAUUGAAGGAUGACCCGCUCUCGGCACAUCUUAGGAAAAGGAGAUUGACAGGGUCUGAUGAAGAGGAGUUCACAUUCGAAGAAGAACCCCUGCCACAAACGCCUCCAGUCAAAGCAGAAAACGGACAUGCACAUUUGUCGAAUGAGAAUCGCGAAAUUAAAAAACAAAAGUAA
Molecule: messenger RNA, 612 nt
Organism: Acaulospora colombiana
Lineage: Eukaryota; Fungi; Glomeromycota; Glomeromycetes; Diversisporales; Acaulosporaceae
Source: the annotation of a GenBank genome assembly